CGUGCGCUGCCACCGAUGGCUUGGCUGUGGCUCCUGGUCCUGCUGGCCCUGGCCGGGCCCGUGGGUGGCACCUGGGACACCUGCGGAGGGACCUGCGGGCUCCGGCCCAUGGCUUCCGACCACAACUCCCUGCUGCCCGACUACGGCCCCGCGGCCUUGGCCGACGGCACCUCCCGCGUCGUGGGGGGCUCCGGGGUCCAGCCGGGGGCCUGGCCCGGCAUCGCCAGCAUCCAGGCCACCUGGCAGAACGGCACGUGGCACAUGUGCUCGGGUGUCCUCCUCAGCUCCCAGUGGGUCCUCACAGUUGCCCACUGCUUCUUUGGGGCCGGAGACUUCUACCGGUGGGAUGUGGUGAUCGGGGCCACGGAUCUGACUCAGCCGGGCCCUGAGGCCGAGGUGAGGCACAUCCAGAGGCUCCUGGUGCACCAGCACUACGUGGCUGCCACGGCAAGGAAUGACAUUGCCCUGCUGGAGCUGGAUCAGCGUGUGGAAUGUAGUGAUUACAUCCAGCUGGGCUGUGUGCCCGACACCUCACUGAGGGUCUCGGAGCUCAAAUCCUGCUACAUCGCAGGAUGGAGUUUCCCCGUGGACACAACUUUGGGACCAGAUGUGGUGCUGCAGGAGGCCAAGGUCCACCUGAUGGACACAGAGCUCUGUAACAGCAGCCGGUGGUACGCGGGGGCCGUGCACCCCGAAAACCUGUGCGCUGGGUACCCGCGGGGCGGCAUCGACACCUGCCAGGGGGACAGUGGGGGUCCCCUCGUCUGCAAGGACAACAGAGCCGACCACUUCUGGCUGGUGGGGCUGAGCAGCUGGGGAAGAGGCUGUGACAAAGCCAGGCACCCUGGGAUCUACACCUCCACUCAGCACUUCCACAACUGGAUCCUGGUCCAGACGGGCCUGAGCCCGGCAGAAAUAGCCACUCCAGCACCAGAGCCAGGCUGUACCGCGACCCCCGAGGAGAUCGCAGUGCCAGAGCCAGACAUCGCCCCCACCCCCCAGGAGAUCCCGACGCUAGAGCCAGAGCCAGUCAUCAUCCCAGCCCCAGAGGAGGAGGAGGAGGAGGAGGAGGAGCAGCCGACGCUUCUGGUCAUUUCAGUGCCGUACCAGAGCCUGGUGAAAUUCUGUAACCUGCUGAGGGAAUUCUUGCAGUUGCUGAGGGACAAAAUUGAUUGA
Messenger RNA from Myiozetetes cayanensis, 1176 nucleotides. RefSeq names its product acrosin-like. Lineage: Eukaryota; Metazoa; Chordata; Aves; Passeriformes; Tyrannidae. The record is from RefSeq and is a predicted model, not a curated record. The transcript has 6 exons. Gene Ontology annotation, biological process: proteolysis; acrosome reaction. Bases 16 to 1176 code for a protein of 386 amino acids. Gene Ontology annotation, molecular function: serine-type endopeptidase activity.